AUGGUGGGGCUGAGUUGGACAAGGGCUUGUGUCUUGGCCCUCUGCAUCAUGCUGUUCUUGCACCCGGCUGCGGCUAUCCGCUUUGUGAUUGAUAGGGAGGAGUGUUUCUCGCAUAACGUGGAAUAUGAGGGGGAUACUGUUCAUGUAUCCUUUGUGGUGAUCAAGGCUGACACUCCGUGGCAUUAUAGCGAGGAUGGGGUGGAUCUUGUGGUUAAAGAUCCUAAUGGAGCUCAAGUCCGUGACUCUCGUGACAAAAUUAGUGACAAAUUUGAGUUCAUAGUUCAGAAGAGAGGUGUCCAUCGCUUCUGCUUCACCAAUAAAUCCCCAUAUCACGAAACCAUAGACUUUGAUGUGCAUGUUGGACAUUAUUCAUAUUUUGACCAGCAUGCGAAAGAUGAACAUUUUUCACCGUUGUUCGAACAAAUUGCUAAGUUGGAUGAAGCACUUUACAACAUUCAGUUUGAGCAGCACUGGCUGGAGGCCCAAACCGACCGGAGAGGAGCAUUAUGCCAGUUUUUGGCAGUUCUUGGUGCUGGAUGCCCAGUGAACGAGAAUAUGAGCAGGAGGGCCAUCCACAAGGCGCUUUUCGAGUCGGCUGUGCUCAUCGCAGCCAGCGUCAUUCAAGUCUACCUGUUGCGCCGACUCUUCGAGCGCAAGCUGGGGACAUCUAGGGUCUAA
Molecule: messenger RNA, 678 nt
Organism: Triticum turgidum subsp. durum (durum wheat)
Lineage: Eukaryota; Viridiplantae; Streptophyta; Magnoliopsida; Poales; Poaceae
Source: the annotation of a GenBank genome assembly